AUGAGCGUACCCAAGCGUACCUCUAACGGGGUCCCACAGUCAAACACCAAAUCGACAUCUGAUCUGGAGAAACCCCCCCACAAACCGCAGUCUGAGGAGAUGACGCCCUUGGAGCCUGAAGGCUCCAAGCGCCGUCCUACCAAGACUUGCACGGCAUGUCGUCGCCGCAAACCAAAGGACGACGUCAAUUCUAGAUCCAUCUGUUCUACUUGUAAUACAGCGCGCACAGUCAACACUAUGACAGAGUACCGGCGUCGACGUCAGGAGAAGAACCUGAGGAUGAUCAACCGACUGGAGGAAAACAUAGAGAGAAUGGAGGAUCGCCUGCAAGAGCUGGGGUUUGAUCUAGGGAAUGACCACCUCGGUAUACCACAGUUGCAGAAAAACGACCAACACCCGCUGGGGGUGUCGUCGCCGGACUUGUCCACGUGCGAAGAUUAUCCAGCAGAGCAUCCGGGGAUAGAGUCAGAGAUUCCGGGUCACUCAACUGCCACGAACAGGGAUGCACCGUCGGUCGCUGAUGAUCAAUUCAAAAACUUGGAGAACAUGGUCCCAGGAAGUCUCAGCUUCUUUGUCCCGCGAGGCUUGGUCAACACCUCGUGCCUGGAAGGUGAGUCGGUCGCAAAGUCUUUCGCAUUGAAACCCUCUUAA
Messenger RNA from Aspergillus terreus NIH2624, 651 nucleotides. RefSeq lists its product as uncharacterized. Gene Ontology annotation, biological process: regulation of DNA-templated transcription. Gene Ontology annotation, molecular function: DNA-binding transcription factor activity, RNA polymerase II-specific; zinc ion binding. NCBI's taxonomy places the organism in Eukaryota, Fungi, Ascomycota, Eurotiomycetes, Eurotiales, Aspergillaceae. Bases 1 to 651 code for a protein of 216 amino acids. The transcript has 2 exons. The record is from RefSeq and is a predicted model, not a curated record.